Engraulis encrasicolus (European anchovy) is the source of this 5818-nucleotide messenger RNA. RefSeq names its product histone deacetylase 11 (gene hdac11). The transcript is spliced from 11 exons. The record is from RefSeq and is a predicted model, not a curated record. Gene Ontology annotation, cellular component: histone deacetylase complex. Bases 625 to 1728 code for a protein of 367 amino acids. Gene Ontology annotation, molecular function: histone deacetylase activity. Lineage: Eukaryota; Metazoa; Chordata; Actinopteri; Clupeiformes; Engraulidae.
UCUGCUGGCAGUGCGCAGCCAUAGCUGAUGACGUCGCAGAAGGGUCUGCUUGCGUCGAUAGCGAAAGCAAGUUGCGCCGCGGAGGACAUCCAUCUGAUAUAUCUUCUUAUAGUGGACAGUGUAUUACAAAAACUUCCGCGUAACGACAUCAUACAGUCACAUGCAGAUAUGCAUCCUACAAGGAGGGUUAUUGUUGAGAGGACGACUUCACAACUGUGCAAAACAAACAACUGUGCUCCUUAGAAAUAAGGAGAAAUAAAAAUGGCUAGCAGGUGAGUGAAGUCAUUUCGACAUUAACGAUACGCUAUCGUCUACAAGCCCGUGGAUUACAUUUUUGGGGAAAUCGUUUAUAUUACUGUGUUUUCACUGACAAACAAAUAGCAAUUCCCUCAAUUGUUUGUAAUAAACACUGAACGACACGCCUGUAGCAAGCACAAUGUUGACAUGGAUUGUUGCGUCGCCUUCAUUUCCAUGGCGCAUGCGUGGGGGGUAGUACUGGGUAGUGGAGUUCUAUGUGUCCACGCCUAUUCAACAACUCGAGAUGACAGGCUAGCAAAGGAAUAAAACAAGCACUCAAGAAAUUCAGAGUAUUACUUUUAGGUGAAACCAAGCUUACACUGAAAAAUGUCUGAGAAAGAAGACGAGAAAGGGAAAAGGGGCAGUGCCCAUCAGACGGAGCUGUACUUUGAGGUCCCGGGGACAUGCCUGCCCAUUGUCUAUUCUCCCGAAUACAACAUCACCUUCCUGGGCCUGGAGAAACUGCAUCCCUUUGAUGCCGGCAAAUGGGGAAGGGUCAUCAACUUUCUGAGAGAGGAGCAGUUCCUUACCGAGGAGAACAUCGUACCGGCCAGGGAGGCCACAGAGGAGGAUCUUCUGGUCGUCCACACCAAGCGCUACCUGAGCAAGCUGAAGUGGUCUUUGGUGGUAGCUACAAUUACAGAGAUUCCACCUGUCCUGUUCCUACCAAACUUCUUGGUGCAACGUAAAGUCCUUCGGCCACUAAGGACCCAAACAGGUGGCACCAUCAUGGCAGGCAAGCUUGCCAUAGACAGGGGAUGGGCCAUUAAUGUUGGAGGCGGGUUCCAUCACUGCUCCAGUGACAAGGGAGGAGGCUUCUGUGCCUACGCGGAUAUAACCCUAGCCAUCAAGUUCCUGUUUGAGCGAGUGGAAGGUGUCCGCCGGGCCACCAUCAUCGAUUUGGACGCCCAUCAGGGAAAUGGACACGAGCGAGACUUCUUGGAAGACAGACGGGUCUAUAUAAUGGACGUCUACAAUCGGUACAUUUACCCAGGAGAUGGUUAUGCCAAAAGAGCGAUAAAGCGUAAAGUGGAGCUGGACUGGGGCACCGAGGACAUGGAGUACCUUCAGAAGGUGGAGCUGCAUGUGGAGGGGGCGCUGAACGAGGUGCGGCCCGACGUCAUCCUCUACAACGCCGGCACUGACAUCCUGGACGGAGACCCCCUCGGAGGCCUGGCCAUAUCACCUCAGGGCAUCGUGAAGCGAGACGAGAUCGUGUUCCGGGCGGCCCGCCGGCGGAGCAUCCCCAUCCUCAUGGUGACGUCGGGCGGCUACCAGAAGAAGACGGCCCGCAUCAUCGCCGACUCCAUCCUCAACCUGCGGCGCGAGGGUCUCAUCGACGGCGCGCCCCCCGACGGCGCUGGCCCCUCCCUCAUGCCACUCAUGAUGAGCAAGUCUGUGUCGGCGGGGGCCACCUUCAAUGCCAUCUGACAACAUAGACAGAAUUACCAGCCAUCCAGCGGCCUUGCAGGAGAUCCUGGUUCGAUGACAUAAACAUUGGUUAGGUCUUCUCGAAGAGGAGUCUUCUAAAAGUCUUUGUCAUCGGGGCAACCUUCAACGCCAUUUGAGCACAUCAGCCAUUCAGAGGCCUUGCAUGAGUUUCUUUUUCAAUGACAUGAACAUUGUUUGGUUUUGUUUGCUUGAAGGGACCACUUACUGUAAGUGGGAAAUGUCAGAGGGCAACCUUCGACGCCAUCUGAAGCUCUCCACACACCUGCUCUGACAAAGCGCAGAACUGUGCUCUUUCUUGCCAACAUUUCCAUUGCUUUCAAAACAGCCCCUCAGACUGUCAAAUUCGAAACUAUACCACAAUGCUGUCAGAACUGGUGUAGAGGCCUUGAGACAGAGAACAGCAGUCAGAAACCUUGCUGCUCCAAUGAUAUGACUAUUGUGAGUUUGUCAAGUCUUGCUUGAAGGGAGCACUUAACUUCCAUUUUUGGUUUCUGUGUUGGCCAACGAUGACCCACAGCAUGCUAUUCAUGUUAAAACUAAAACAAAAUGAGAAUACACUGGUUGUGGUAGCAUGUGGAGGUAUUUUGUGAAGAAUGAGUGCAGAUAUUCUGGUCUUUUUCCUUGAACAGCUAGUUGUCUAACCUAGACUAGUUUUCUGUCCAGUUGUCUUCAACACUUAGUCCUGAUAGUGGGAUUCAUCUUUGCUCUGUCACUUUUAGGGAGGCACGCAUAAAAUCAACUAAAUCGCUUCCCUUUCCAUUGUUGGUACAAUGGGUGUAGCUUCUUCAAGCUCUGCUGGCCAGUCUGGAUGCAUCCAAGGCAUGUUUUCCAACUUCAUCACUAACAUUUUAUUUUUAAAAAGAAAGCUCAUGCAGCUGAUAGUCACUCAGUUCCCAGUUAUCUGUUUUCACCUACUUAAUGCUGGCUGAGCAGGAAUAACUAAGGACCUGGCUGUCAGGACCCAAGAGAUAACUGCCACCAUGUGGGUGGCACAUGUAGAUGAAAGCGCAUCUUAAUCUGUGAGAAGCUUUAAGUUGUAAUGAAGUAAACAAAGUUUUAUAUAAAAAAACACUUUAUGUUGAAGUUCAAAGCACUAAUGUAGGAGUAGUUGGUGUGUGAAAAUUGAGAGACAGAGAGAGAGUGAGAGAACGAGAGAGAGAAUGUGACCUCAUCCAUUUAAAUGGGAUUCGUUCAGUAAUUAAUUCAAUGGUCUUGGCUGACACCUGGGUGCAGCAGCUCAUGUUAGGUUAGGCCCUGAUGAAGCCCAGACCCAGGCCAAAUUAGUGUCAGAGGGAGCUGAAUAUCUUAUUUUUCCUUGUGGUAACCAUUGUUAGGAUGGUACAUUAUCCAAAACCUGCCUGAACGAGUAACUCAUGUCAUUAAUUGUGGCAGAGAACAAAGUAGUUAGAAGCAACAUGGCUGGUCUUAUGUUCCUUUGUACACAAGACAGUGGGGAACUGGGCUGUCCAAUGAGGAAACCGUGUGUGUGUGUAGUAUUUGCAGCUGCACUACAGUGCUUUUCCACACUAAAUCAGUCAUGGUAAAUGUAACAUCCCUAACAGCCUAUCUUCCCACAAAAGGAUCCUUUUUUUAGGGAAUCAUUUCUGUGUGUUAUUUUAGGGAUAUUGGUCGUGUUUAUUUCAGCUAUUUGAUACGUUUGUAACUGUUCAUAUUUCCGUAUACCCACAUUUGCAUUCAGUUGCCCACUGUGCUCACCGCUGUGCUUUCCGCUAUGUAUGUCUUCCAUGCUGUGAAUGAUGUUUUACAAAGGAACAAAUGCAGACACAUUCACACACACACACACACACACACACACACACUGAGGAGGAGUGAGAGAAGAAGGCAGAAAGACAUAGCUAAUCACACUUCAUCUAUUAUGAUGUCAAACUCAUAACUUUAUGUGUCUCUUUUACCAUGGGAAAUUUCCCCCUUUUUAAAGGUUAACAUCAACAUCAUUAGGCAUUCAUCAUCACAUAUAAUCUCUCAUGCAAUUUUAAUUUUAUUGUCUCCAGAGUGGGGCGAUUAUCUUGCCGUUGUCUCCUUAAGUAAUAAAGCCUAGUAAACUAAACGUCUACAGCAGAAAAUAUUUUUGCCUGGCAAGUUGGUCCAGCUCGGCGUCAUCAGAGAUUAUCCAGAAGGACACAGAACCUGUCUUUCAAUACCAACGCUCUACUGUAUCAGUGCAGCAAGACUUUUUCUCUUUUUGAAUCUGUGUGGCAAGUCAUUUAGGAAGAGUUUGUAGGGUGAAUAUGUGGCUGUUAUAUGCAAUUAAACAGUUUGAGCAGUUGGAACCAGCUUGAUUGCCAACCUUUGGCUCCCCAACUUUGCCUAUGGUGGGGUUCCAGACUUUAUGUUUUAUGUUAUAGUCUGGUUUGCCAGGUUAUAAGUAAUCUAUUUUAGGUCUUAAACUUUGUCAGAAGAUUGCUGUACACACAAAAAAAUGUUGCCUAUGUUACCAACUAGGGCAGUGGAUCAUUGUUCAUACUUGGUGUAAACAGCAGAUGGCAUUGGAUGGUGUGAACGAAUUAGUUUGUUUGUACGUCAUCUGAAGAUGCUUUGCCUGUGGAGUACUGCCGUGGAAGAAAACUUUACAAGGCUACACAGCUUCGGAGUAUUUUUUUGUGUCUGCCCAACACCUGACUUUCGUAAUAGAAUCUUAUAUUUCAUUGGAACAAUGUGUGGGCUAGACAGGUUUAAUUUAAUUUGUCUGAGGUAUCACCAUACAUACCCAACUUUUAAAAACUGUUUACUCACAAACACUCACACACAAGCUGCAUUUUUACAGUCUAAGUGGUAAAUUACAGGUGUGUGGGCUUCAAGGAACAUCUCUCUCUCUCUCUCUCUCUCUCUCUCUCUCUCUCUCUCUCUCUCUCUCUCUCUCUCUCUCUGUCUCUCUGCUUCCCAGGGCAGCUUGAGUCAUCCAUCCCACCUACGCCACCCCCCAUCCCUCUCCCCAACCCUUAUCUGCCUCGACUGCAUCUGUUAUUUAUGAGAAGAGCCUUCCAGCGGGGAACGUAGAGAAAAGCUGCAAGGGAAAUGGAGGGGAAAUAAUCCCCUCACCCCCCCCAAAAAAGUGAACAACAUACCACUUACCUUUUUUCUUGCUUUUUUCCUUUUGUCGAAGCUGACUUCCCAUGUAUGCAAGGGGUUUUUGAGACCUAAUAGCUUUUGAAAAAGGAGAUUUUCCCUCUAUGCAGAUCUUUGCUAGAAGGCUGGUGUCUGACUGCCUGUCUGUUGUCGUUAGCCAUGUGUAUGUCUCUCGCUCGCUUGAGAGAACUGACUAAUGACCUCAUAAUGAGCUGCUGGUUUCCUGCUCCUUUUCAUUCCUCCUUUUCUCUUUUCUUUUUGUCUUCUUUUUGAGUUGAUGGCUCUCAGAAACACAAUGGUCAAAAUAAUAUCUUCACCUGCACCACAAAACCACCCCUUUGCUCUCCACCUUUACACCACUACCAACGUAGGCAUCAUUUACAGCAACUUAUCAAAAGGACAGUCACUGAAAUGUUGACAUCUGUAGACAUCCAUUGACAAGAUGGAAAUGGAACUUCGGAUGACUAUGUUGAAGCAUUAGCUCACAGUUAGCAGUGAGUGAGUGCAGUGGGCAGAAUAUCGAGUACAUAGAUACGUAACUGACACUGCCUUUCAAGUCAAGUAGUUAAUGGGUCGACAUUAAUGCACCUUUUUAUACUUGUUUUCAAAAAUUGUCCUCUACUGAUCCAAAAACUACAUUGCGUUUGUUUUUAUGUUUCUUCAAAGAGCUGCUUACUAUUGGCACCUUAGGUUGAUGUAAGGUCAUGAUGUAAUGUGUUUUCUCGAGCUUGCUUGGUUACGUGACUGUAGAUGCCAUAUGACAUGUUAAUACCUCUGUGUACAAAUGAAUGAAUAAAUCAGGACUAAACUACAGUACCCUUGCUGUUGUUGUUGUUUUGACUGUGCCUUAUGUCCCACACCAAUGUUUUUAUGUGACAUUUUUAAGUGCCAUUGAAUGACAGUUGUGUAUGAUAAUGUGCUAUAAAAAUGCUUCUGUUAUUGUUGUUGCUAUUAUGUGGCUAAAUGGUUUUUACACAUUUAA